AUGCCGCAGCACCCGACCGCUGCCCCACACCGUCUUCCCCCACUGGCAGGUCGCUGGUGGCCAGGAUUUGGCCGGCCGCACCCGUCCCUUGCCUCCUCUGCUCUUGAGGAUGAAAGAAAGGGAGAGAUGUUAUUUCAUUUGGUAUCACCAAAAUUAGUAGACUCCAUAAGAUUAGUAAAGAUUGCUCAGUGUGUAUACUUGUCUAUGAUUCCAUUAAUGAUGAUAAGAAAAGUUGCAAUGCCCUGUUCACUCAUCGAAGCUGCUUUGGCAUUUUCGCAAUGUUUUCUGUCAAAUCUACUUGUCAUGUGUCAAACAAAUGUCAUGGCUGCUACCAGUGAAAUUACUGGAAUAAGUGCUGGCCAACAGAACCCUAGUGUUCCUGUUUCACAAUACUUACAUCUGUCAUACAUGAUAACACGAAUGGUGCAAAGGUUGUCUGGAAUUGCCAUAAGUAGUCCACAAUCUGAGGUUCACAUUGCUGCUUCGGAAUGUGUUCUUGAUUUGAGCAAACUGUACAGAGACUUCCCGUUGUUGGACAGAACAGAGGCCAAGUUCGAGGAUGAACUUACAGAGCUCUGCGAGUCUGAAAAAAGUGAACAAGCAAAGACAAUUCUGAAGGAAUGCCUAGCCAUCCUUAAAACUCUCCCUGGAGUAACCAUGACGACAGAUUAA
Messenger RNA from Miscanthus lutarioriparius, 672 nucleotides. NCBI's taxonomy places the organism in Eukaryota, Viridiplantae, Streptophyta, Magnoliopsida, Poales, Poaceae. The record is from the annotation of a GenBank genome assembly.